This is a messenger RNA of Meyerozyma guilliermondii ATCC 6260, 3177 nucleotides long. It is a transcript of the gene SMC5, whose product is annotated as DNA repair ATPase. Bases 1 to 3177 code for a protein of 1058 amino acids. Gene Ontology annotation, biological process: double-strand break repair via homologous recombination. The record is from RefSeq and is a predicted model, not a curated record. NCBI's taxonomy places the organism in Eukaryota, Fungi, Ascomycota, Pichiomycetes, Serinales, Debaryomycetaceae. Gene Ontology annotation, cellular component: Smc5-Smc6 complex. The transcript has a single exon. Gene Ontology annotation, molecular function: ATP hydrolysis activity; ATP binding.
AUGCACAAGCGUCAGAAAACUGAAAAGUUUCGACCGGGCUUCAUUGUUUCUGUGAGAGUUACCAACUUUACAACCUACUCAAAUGCAGAAUUUCAGCUUUCUCCCACAUUAAACAUGAUCAUUGGGCCCAAUGGUACGGGAAAAUCAACCCUAGUGGCCGCAAUCUGCCUUGGACUAGGCGGAAAAAUCGAAUUAAUCCGCAGAAAGACAUUGAAGUCGAUGAUAAAAACAGGAUGCUCAGAAAGUACCAUUGAAAUUACCCUUAAGAAUGCAGAAGAUGCAAAUCCCGAAUAUUUGGUUAUAGAGAGAACAUUUACUGCGACUGAGCUGAAUUGGCUUGUAAAUAAUCGUGUCUCGGACGAACGUACGGUUCGUAAUGUGUGUCGAAAACUCAAUAUUCAACUCGAUAAUUUGUGUCACUUUCUUCCUCAGGAACGGGUGGCGGAAUUUGCUACUCUUACUCCUGAAAAACUACUUUUACAAACCGAGCGUACAUUGGGAACGGGCCACCUUAUCAGCCUUCACGAAGACCUCAUACGUCUAGACUCCGAGCGAGAAACUGUGAAAUCCGAACUUGAAAAUAACAGUUCAAAGCUCGAACGGUUGAAUGUAGAACGACAAGAUCUAGAGGCAGAGGCGCAAAAAUUCGAGGAUUAUCAAAAGAAAUCCAGAGAGAUAGAACUCCACAAGAUGCUACUUCCGUACGCCCAAUUACAGGACCUAAAAGAGAGACAAAAAGAACUUAAAAGGCAGCGAGAUGAAGCAAAGAAAAAGUUACAAAACUUCAACCUUACGACCCAACCUUUAGAAAAGCAAAUACGACAAACUGAUGAACAAAGAAGAGAUAUACACGAACAACUCGACAAGCUCAAGCACCGCCAUUCACUGUUAACCACCCAAUACAAGCAACAAACUGCACAGGUUCGAGAAGCAACAGACAAGAUCACUGAACUAAAAGCGUCUGUGGAAUCUCUAGCGAACAAGUCUGAACGUCGAAAACAAGAGGCCGAGAAACUAAAACAAGAACGACAAGAAUUGGAAGUCAAGCUUCGAUCUGUACCUGAAGUAGACGAGGAGGCUUUAAAGGACGCAAAGAAGAACCGCGAUGACGCUUUCAGAGAAUUAAACGAACAAAAGAGCAAAACCCAGCAGCUUGAAGAUACAAUGGAGCCCAAAGUAUCUCGAAUUCGUAAUCUUCAGGCUGACUUGAAACGUUACGAGGCCAAACUCACUUCCACUGACAAGUUGCUGGUGCUUGAAGCCAGAGGAAGACCGUAUAAUGAGUUGAGAGAGAAUGCCCUUAAGGGUCAUCUCUUACUUCGAGAAAAUCCUCAGUUUCAGCUGCGAUACUUUGAAGCUCCCAUAGUAUCUUGUGAGGUUACAGAAAAAGCUUAUGCUCCUUUUAUUGAAAAGGUGAUUGACAAUAAUACUCUUCUCGCCAUUACUGUUCCUGAUCAAGAGAGUUACGAUGAGGUUUCGAGACUUGUUUUCUCCAAAUACAACGUCCCCAUGAGACUCGCAUUAGAUGAGCCUGGUCGUUUACCAGUGCCACGUGAAAGGCUACACGAAUACGGCUUCGAUGGGUACCUUUCUGAUUACAUUAAUGGACCACCAGUAGUGUUGAAUAUGCUCAAAGUUAUCUCCAAGCUACACAUGAUUCCAGUAAGAAAGAAUCCCAUGUCUGACGAACAGUUUCAAAAACUUAUUACUCCAAAUGCUACUGGUCAGAUUCCUUUCAUGAAGUUUGUGGUUGCAGACGAUUUUGUGAGUGUCUCACGAUCAAGAUACGGGUCCCGACAAUUUUUCUACUCUACUGAAAAGGUGAGAAAUGCCUCAUUUUUCGUUACUGGCGGAUUGUCUAGAGAGGCUCGCCUAGAUAUCAAAGAGAAAAUUGCGUCAGUUUCUCAGGAGUAUCAACAGUGUCGAGACGAAGUCAAGCAACUCCGUCAAACAGCAGACAAGAAUAGACUAAUUUACGAAUCAGUGAGCAAAAAAUUGAGCGCUGCCCGUGUUAAGGUGGAAGAGCUCCAGUCAGUCAGAUCCAACAGGGCCAAAUUGGUAGCCUAUAUAUCUGCGAAAGCUGAUAGAAUCAAGAAGAUGGAACAUGAUGCACAAAAGGAUUAUACCGAAAAAGUUCGACAAACCGAACAAAGGAUCAACGAUAUGUUUCACACAAGAGCCACAAAACUGGCAGAAGCUGCUCAGACGCUAUCUCAGUUAACCAUGCUUUCUAUCGACAUGGACUGCAAGAACUUUAAAAUUCUUCAGGAAAAGAACCGUAUAACAACUCUUAAAAAGUUGAUUCACAGUCUUGACGAUUACAAAAAGACUCUUGUUGAAGAAUACGAAGAAUUGAAGCGUAAGUAUGACGAAAUCAAGAAGAGUGAUGCUGCACGGAAAGUUCGACAGCAAAGUGAAAACUACACGGAAAACGACAGAACAGUACUUUCAUCGCUCGCUGAAUCUUAUCUUCUGGAAAACAAUUUGAGUGAGGCCUUUAUUCAAGACAGGAUUCAUUUCUUAGAAGACGAGCGGUCGGUGAUGGCUACAGCCGACCAGAGUGCCAUAGCUACUUUGGGACAAAGAUUGCAGGAGAUCAAGCAACUCGAACAAAGAAUACCUCACCUUGAAGAAGAAAAGCACAAAUUGGACAAGCAAAUUGACGACAAGCGAGCCAAAUGGGAACCUGAGCUAUCAAGCAUUGUUCUAAAGAUUUCUUCAGCAUUUCAAAGCAAAUUCACAGCAGUAGCUAGUGAUGGGCAGGUGGAAUUGGUGAAAGCUGAGAGGUUUAAAGAUUACAAGUUGCAAAUAUUGGUCAAGUUUCGAGAAAAUACCGACCUAAAAGUGUUGGACAAUCAUUCUCAAUCUGGUGGGGAGAGGGUGGUGUCCACGAUUUUUUUCAUAAUGUCACUCCAGGGAUUGACGGAAGCACCCUUUCGAGUUGUUGAUGAGAUAAACCAGGGAAUGGAUCCUAAAAAUGAAAAGAUGGCACACAAGUAUUUGGUUCAAACUGCCUGCGAAAAUGAUGCUUCUCAAUACUUUUUGGUUACACCAAAGCUACUCACAGGUUUAUAUUACCACCCUGAAAUGGCAGUUCAUUGCAUUUACACUGGGCCCUUUAUAGAGAGCUCUGAUAAAUCUUUUCUUGACUUUAGGCAGCACACUGAAGUCAAAUAA